AUGCGGCGGUUCCUGGACGCACCUCCCGCUUCAUCCCGUGACACCUCACUGCUUUCUUCUCUAUUGCACUUCGUUAUAGCAUACAUGGAUAACGUACCGAAGUCUGAUGGCACAAUGUCCUGGAUAAAAUCGUCAUUUAUUGGCAAUGAAGCACACAUAAUUUCUCUUUUGAGUAGAGAUCAGUUGUAUCCUCAGCAAACUGCGCAGGAGUGCAUUGAAGUGACACAACUACACAUACAUAUUGUGAAGGUGCUACUACGAUGUGUUAUGAUGCUGGAAACCUGGGAAGAUUAUGACAGCUAUAAGUUGGAGAGCUUAUUGAAAAUUCUUCUUGUUUGCUUGGACAAAGUUGAUUUGAAAAAUUUCCAUAUGCUUGGGUACCUAAAUGAACUAAUGCGUUGUAUACGAUACGCCGUGAAUUCUCGCUACUGUAAACUAUCAGAAGAUACUUUGAUUCAGUGCUUGAAAGUAGUAGCAAGGACACUGAGUGGAUGUGCCUCUGGUGGUGGGUGUAAAGGGCAGGCGUGCAGACUGGAUGCGACUCUGUCUUUGCUGGCAUUGUUAAGGCAGAUACAUGAUGAAGCUAUACCUGUGCAGGUAAGUAGUAUAAUAAUGUUUGAUUGUUUACCAUUAUUAAUAACUAGCUACUUCCACGUAGUUUCACUCAGCCUGUUGAGCGCUUAUUGA
This is a messenger RNA of Spodoptera littoralis (African cotton leafworm), 687 nucleotides long. Lineage: Eukaryota; Metazoa; Arthropoda; Insecta; Lepidoptera; Noctuidae. The record is from the annotation of a GenBank genome assembly.